AUGCCCGAGAGAAACGAUCACUAUGUCGUCGAGGGUAUUACCGAGUACCUCAAACCCGGCGAUCCAAUCCCGGAGAGGAGAGAAGUCGAUGAAUGGUAUAACUCCAAGGCCAUUAUUGAUAGACUCCAAGUAUUCGUCUUCUUGAUGGGGUUGAGAGAAUUCCAGGCAAUGCCACCUGUGGAUUCUGAGGGUAACCCAAACACACUGUCGUAUUUCCAAGUAGCUGGUAUCCACGGUUAUCCAAAGAUUCCGUGGGAUGAAGAAACCACAACUAAGGCCCCGGAUAACGAUUGGGGUGGGUAUUGUACCCAUAACUCUAUUCUCUUUCCCACUUGGCACCGACCUUACAUGCUUUUGUUCGAGCGUCUUAUUUUUAACCACAUGCGCGGAUGGGUUGAAAACUCAGGACUUGGUCAAAAUGUCAAAGACCUCCUCAUCGAUGCUAUCAAGACUUGGAGACUGCCUUAUUGGGACGAGUCUAAGGAGUAUGAUGGCGGUGUUUAUAAAUUUCCAGAUAUUGCGAUGAAGCAAUAUAUUCAGAUUCCUUCUGAACAUCUCCUUCAAGGGCCGGGUUAUCUUGACCGUGUACUUAAUCCAAUGGCUAAGUUUACUCUUAAGGAUGGUGAGAAUUUCGGCAUGUACGGCGUUGAUUAUGUGGAUGAUGAUGCGAACUUUGGAAUAUGCCAAGCUACAGGCAGAUGGCCCAAUGCGACGGUUGGAGAAGAAUGGAUCAAUGGUGCCAACAAUUACACCAACAUCACCGAUGCUAUGGAAGAACAUAAGUGGUAUCAAUGGAAAAACGAACCAAAGCCACGUACACUUACUCUAGCGAAUGCCGUCUUUCGACUUUUGAGCCAUCAGGACUCUUCACCUUUUGCUGCCUAUGAGUGUUUCGCCAGCACUCGGCAGUAUAGCGAUCCAAGGGAUAAGACUCUCAGACCCCCACUCAACUGGCUAUCGAUUGAGGCUAUCCAUAACAAUCUGCAUAAUUGGUCUGGAGGACUUGGGCACAUGAGUGAAAUCCCGGUAUCAGCUUUUGAUCCACUUUUCAUGCUUCAUCAUUGUAACAUCGAUCGUAUUUUUGCAUUAUGGCAAAAUAUUUGGGGCGAUGGAGCUGAACACUGGGUGAAAUCAUCGUACCCAGAUCACAAGUGGGACGACCCCAGCGGUAACUGGAGCACAGUGCCUGGCUCAAUAGUCGACUCUACAACUCCCUUGGCACCUUUCCGUAACGGCUCUGGAGAGAAUGACUAUUUUACUUCUGAUGAUGUCAAGGAUUGGUCCACUCUAGGAUACACUUAUACCGGUCUCCCGAGGGAAUGGAAGCCAAAGGUUGGCGGUGCUGCAUUGGCAGCCCAAGAUAAUGUUGAAGGACUCUCCGUCGGACUUGGUCUUCAGUUCCGCCGUGAGGUUGUCCAAGCGAUUAAUAAGUCACAAGGUAUUGCCCGAAAUGAAUUUCUGGCGUGGGCCGCAGCAAAGAGGCGUGAGAGGGAUGGAGAUGACGAAGAAGAUGGAGACUCUAAGAAGUCGGGAAGUAUUGUAAAGGGUGGUAGAGAUGGUGAAACGUUUAACGAUUACGUCGCUAAUGUUACGUAUAACAAGUAUGCUCUCGGUGGAAGGUCAUACGUCGUUCAUUUCAUUUUGGGCGAUGCUUCGAAGGGAGAUUCUGGGAAGAUUUUAGUCGGAGAUCGUGCGGAGAUUGUGGAUACAGUCUACAACUUCGCGGGAACCGACCCUGCCGCAUGCGCGAACUGUCAACGACAGCGUGAAGAAGGAGCGCUCUGCGUUGCUCAGGUAUCUCUGAAUCGCGCUCUCUUGAAGCUUCUUGAGGAUAAUUCCGUGGAGCUGGAUACCCUUGAUGAGGAAGUCAUGACAAAAUUUCUUAAUGACGAGUUGAAAUGGUUUGUUACGGAUAAAAAGGGUCAAAUUAUUGAUAUAGAAACUCUUCUGCCGCACUUCGAGGUUCACAUUGCGGUUGGAGAAGUCAAGUACUAUUACGAUACUACCAAAUUGUCAAAUCACGGGAGCUACCGAGUACUUGAAGGUGCCACUGAUAGCUAUCCGGGAGGCUGGAAGGCUUAA
Messenger RNA from Orbilia oligospora ATCC 24927, 2082 nucleotides. RefSeq lists its product as uncharacterized. The coding region runs from base 1 to 2082 and encodes 693 amino acids. Gene Ontology annotation, molecular function: oxidoreductase activity. Lineage: Eukaryota; Fungi; Ascomycota; Orbiliomycetes; Orbiliales; Orbiliaceae. The transcript has 8 exons. The record is from RefSeq and is a predicted model, not a curated record.